Malaya genurostris is the source of this 3829-nucleotide messenger RNA. RefSeq lists its product as uncharacterized. Gene Ontology annotation, molecular function: mRNA binding. NCBI's taxonomy places the organism in Eukaryota, Metazoa, Arthropoda, Insecta, Diptera, Culicidae. The transcript has 7 exons. Gene Ontology annotation, cellular component: nucleus; cytoplasm. The record is from RefSeq and is a predicted model, not a curated record. The coding region runs from base 179 to 2404 and encodes 741 amino acids.
UAUGCCGGGCAGUAUAGUUGUCAAAACGCGUACACAGUUUUUUCACGUUCUUGUUUUACUAAAUAAUUAUAGUUUCCAGUGAAUUUGAACUCUCAAAUAUUCUGCAACUUUUAGAACUGCAUUCUACAUUUUCAGUCCACUAAUUUGCAUAAGCUUGCGUAGCUAUUUGCUGGUAAAAAUGACUUCAACGGAGAACACUUCGAACAAAGCCGCAGACAACGGCAAGAAAUUAAAUGUUGGUAACUUGCCUAGUGAUGUGACUGAGAAAGAGUUGCAAGAGCACUUUAAGGAUUUCACUGUGGAGAAUGUUGAGAUUUUCCAUUACCUGAAGUAUACCAUAGCUUUGUUGUUGUUUAAGGACAAGGAUACGGCAACAAAAGCUCUGAAAGCCAUGGAAGGCUCGAUGUUUCGUAACCGACGUCUCCGAAUGCAUAUUGAAUAUAUUGCAAUCUGGAAUAUAAAGAAAAAUGUUUUCGUUCAUGUGGUUGACGAUAAUGCUACCGAGGAACAGGUCUAUGAGAAGUUUAAAGAUGUUACCGAGAUAACCGGUGUUUUGGUAUUCCAUCCUCUGGCUUACAUUUCCUGUAAAACACAAGAACAAAAAGAGGCUGCCAUAAAGGAGCUCAACACCGAGGAAGUUAAUGUUUAUGAUCUAACGGGACAUGAUCAGAACCAUCACAUUGAGAUAUGGCGAGCAGCAAAAUUGUUUUUCCGAAACCUAACCCGCGUUUCUUUGAUCAAUUUACCAGAAAGCUGGGUUACUAAUCAAGAAGAACUUAAAAAAGCUGUAGAAGGAAGUGGUACGUUGUCGGAAGUGAAAGUUAUCAAUAAUAGUCAUGGAGCUGUAGCACAGCUUUUUUAUGAGAAUGAAGAAACGGCCAGAAAUGCAGCGAUAUCACUCAAUCAGCAAAUUUUCGAAGGAAAACGUGUGCAUGCUCUCCACGUUACUGCUGCGCUUAUUCCAAACUACAAAACUAGUGUGUACCUUACUUCAUUGGAUAAAAUUGUUUCUGAGGAAACUAUUUAUGACUAUUUUGAGCAGUUUGGUGAAAUAGAGUUUGUUAGUCGACGCAAAUGUGCCGAUGAGCACGCAAUAAUCUGUUUCAAAAAUGAAGAUUCCGUUGAGGCGGCUUUGGAAUGUAAACAGCUUCCCGUUCCUAAACCAGAUAGCAAAGAAACUGAGGAGCGAACAAUUUGUGUUAAACGAUACAACGGUCCACUCAUUAUUGACUUGAAGCCAUCUCACGUCAAGAAGUUGCUGGAAGAUGGCGAAGAGUCCAAAAUGCGACCACCACCACUGCCAUUGGCUAAGUUGUGGCCUAUUUAUGUGUCGAAUCUUCCUUAUACUGCCGAUAAACGCGAUAUGAGAGAUUAUUUCUCUAGUGCCGGUGGACACAUCAAAUUUAUCUUCUCACCAAAUAUUCCUGCAUACAAAACAAGCCAAACAUCAAUGGUGAUGGCUGCGUUGAUUUAUUACGCUCGUCGUGAACAAGCUACCGAUGCAAUUAAAACCUUUAAUGGAAAGCACUUUCAAAAUCGAUGUCUUCAUGUUUUUCCAGGACGCAAGGAUACGUAUUUUAAUCCAGAAACUUCGGUUAGAUUAGUACGUUUGACCAUUGGAGUCAGUGAAGAAAAGUUGUUUGAAAAGUUCCGUAAAUUCGGUUUUAUUGAGUGUGUGGUCAAGCGUAAUCGAAACACUGCUCUCAUUGAAUUUCGUGACAAAGAAGUUUGUGACAAAGUACUUCAACUGUCAGAUAAUGAAAAACCAGUUCGCUGUGGUAUUGAACCGCUGACAACUAAAGUCAACCGCAAAAUUUUCAAAGAAAACGAUGAAAAAAUAUCCCUGGCAAUGCAAGAAAUCAUAGACAAAAACCCAGCAGUACUGGAAAACGUACAGUCCAAUAGAUUUAGCGGACCCCCACCACUCAAACGUGGACGAUUCAACGGACCAGAUCAGAAUUUUGGCAACCGCAACGAUUUUGGCUUGAAUAAUGCCAACAAUGAUUUCAGCAAUCCGCAAGUUAUACAGGAUCUCUUACGCUUGGCAUUUAUAUCGGGUAAAAAUCUGGGUGAAGGUCUGGCCAGUGGUAAUAACAAUCCGUUCAAUAAUGCUGACUCUACCAUAUCAAACCUAAACCUGUCGAAUGGAUUCAAUGGCCGCAGUUUUGGCGGCAAUUCCAGUAAUGGUAAUUAUGGAAACAACUCCGGUAAUCGCAAUUUCAGUGGCAAUCAAAACACUUCCCGUAACAAUUUUGGAGGUCAAAACCAGAACAAUCGAAACAACAACAGCGGUGGAAACUUCGGCGGUCAAAAGCGAUUUGAUGGAUCUCAAAACCAACAACAAAACAGAAAUAAUCAAAAUCAAAAUCGUCAAACUGCUGGAAAUACUAACAGGCGCUUCUAAGCCAUUUCGGGUGACGUUUGAACAAUUAACGUUGAGCUGAAGCGACGACUUUGUGGGUAAACUUUAAAUUAUCUAUCUGUUCUAACGAGGCGCAAUCGUGCACAGGCUUCGGUUGAAGUGAACAACAUACUUUAUGAACAUUACAACUGAAAAUGUGACAUGGAGAGGAAAUUUUAUGUCAAUAACGAUUGUACGAUUUGAUUAAAAGAUGAAAAUGAAAAUAAUGACGGAAUAUUUUAUUUUUACGAUUUGAUGGAUUUUAAAUGUUUUUGUUCUUAUGUGUAUGAGAAGGUUAGAAAGUAUACAAAACUGUAUUUUCAAAUAUUAGUAGUUUUAUAAUUAUACCUUAAUCUAAGCUUUGAUUUUAUUCAAUUGCGAGCGAAUCAGCUACACGGAAGUAACAUGAAAUUUAUAAAAUUAUGAUAUUUAAACAUAAAUGGAAAAAAUGCAUAAUGAAAAAUUGAAAUAAAUUAUAACAAUGUACUAGAAAUUUAAUCAUUUUACCAAAUAUAAUUAAACAUUGGAAAAUCUCAUCGGGGUUAGUGACAAAGUUUUGAAACUAUGAAGUAUUGUGUGCUUUUGUAUUCUUCAUGGUACCCCGACGAAUUUGAACGAAAAAAAAAUAUAAACAUUAUCGUAUCUUAUCACAAUAAGAAAGUUUGUCUUUUGCAUCUUGAACAAUUAAAAUACAUGAUAUAGUGGUAUUUCCGCACCAUAAAAUGAGGCUGUCAACUGGAGUAAAAACAUUUUAGCGACUUCCACGAUUGCGAGAAUUUUUGAAGCAUGGAAUCAAAUGAUUAUUUUAUGAGAGGAGGCAGCAACUUUGUGCGACAAAUAGCAGUUAAUAUUUUUCGUUCAUCUUCAAUAGACUAUUUUCAUCGUGUUUGGAUAGAAUAUUAUAAAAAGCUGCAAAGUCUUUACUUUCGUUUUUAUGUUAAAAUUUCACAUCUAUAUAACUCCACCAGAAUACUCCAAAACGGUGCAGUUUGAAUGAUUCCAAGGAGCCAGAUAAACAUGGAUGUUCACUCCAAACACUGUGAGAAUCAACGGUAGCAGAUUUUCCCGAUUUCAACUACAACUGUCACAUCAAGUGUACGUUACACGAGGCAUUACCCGUAAUAUUGACCACACUCACGAUAGUGCAUUUCAUGCAUUUUGCAUUGAUAUCAAUUAAAAUGUGAUUACCAUGUUAAAUCAGAUUUGAUAGCACCAUGUCAAUAUAGUUGUUUCGUGUAAGGGCCACUUCUGACUGCUAAUAAAUUUGGCAAACAGUAUGUUGUAAAAAGUUUGCGUUGGUGAACACGGCAAAGAAUAAUUCAAUAUCGACCGAUGUUGUAACAACUUAUUAUUAAAUAGAAACAUAAUUUUAGUGUGCAUAAUGGUAACUAAUAAAAUAAAUAUAGUGCAAACACAUUUGAAAACUAA